Acanthoscelides obtectus is the source of this 6287-nucleotide messenger RNA. The record is from the annotation of a GenBank genome assembly. NCBI's taxonomy places the organism in Eukaryota, Metazoa, Arthropoda, Insecta, Coleoptera, Chrysomelidae.
CAACCGGCAUGGCAGCAUGAGUGUUUUGCAUUUUUGAGUAAACACGUGCAGUUUUGGAAAAAGGCAUUUUUUAUUAAACGGAGAUGUCAAGUGGUAUGAUGGAUAGGACUCGUAGGUUGUCGUUGAGUCUGUCCAAUUUUAGCAAAAUGAACGAGCAGUUCCGUGUUGUUUUCGAGCAUGUUUCAAAGAAUAUUCAAUUAAAAUCUGAGAAUAAAGAAGAUUAUUUAUUGAAUUAUAUUGCGCUGGAGCUGCUAGUUAUACCACAGUAUUAUGACACAAUUCAGCAAUACUUCUCUGAAGAGUUUACAUUGCUUGUAGACAAAGCUGUGAAUUGCAAAGAAAUUAGUAAUUGUAGACAUAUAUUGAAUUGCAUCUUGUUGGGAAAUGUCGUGAAGAACCGAAACGAUUUACAAGGCUAUGCAUUGAGGUAUUUUAGUGCCCAUCCGUCACCUUUCGAAAUAAGGGAAGACCAAACAUCAAAAAGAAGAAAGAUGCAACAAAACAUAAAUAUUGAAGAUAUUGAUAUAGUGGAAACUUCUCUAUUUUUAUUGAGGAGCAAUCCAGAUUUUUAUAGAGCUAAGUGGAACUGGUCUUCAUUUAUUAAGAAGUUUUUCAAUCAUAAAGAGGCUAAAGUUAUAUGGAUUGCAUGCCAUACAUUAGCGGUUUUAUUUGGAAUGAAUGAGUAUCAGUUGAAUAAUGUUAUACUGUCCAAAAUUUCAGAAGAACUUCAUAGAAAUUACUCAUACUUGUUUUACACAAAUCAAACUCUGAAAGAGGGUGAUGUUGCACCUCCAGGUAUAGAUCAAUCUCCAGUAGUACCAAAGCAGCAGAUUCAAUCAAAAGUUGUGAAUGUAUCAGGGAUCUACAUUCCUAGUUUUCAUACUUCAGUAGACUAUGAACAAAACUUAGUUGUGGUUCACUCCACUUACAAUAACCUGAGGAAAAUAGCAUUAGGACUGGCUUCAGGGAAAGCUAUCAUGCUUCAGGGCUCUGUAGGCUCAGGCAAAACCUGUCUAGUGGAAUAUUUGGCUGCAAAGACUGGGAGGAAACUAGGAGAGAAUUUCUUGAAGAUACAGUUGGGGGAUGAAACUGAUAGCAAAAUGUUACUUGGUACUUAUAGAUGCACAGAUGUACCAGGAGAAUUUGUUUGGCAACCAGGAGUUUUGACACAGGCUGUAGUAGAAGGAAGUUGGUUACUCCUAGAAGACAUAGAUUCAGCUAGCAUGGAUAUAGCUUCAAUUAUAACUAGCUUAUUGGAGAAUGGGUGUUUGACUGUGCCUGGUUAUAAAGAUUCAGUACCAAUCACACCUGGUUUCCAACUAUUUCUAACACAGAGGCUAAUCCCAACUCUAUCUGGUUAUCACAAAAAGCACUCAAACACUAUGACUCUCUUGGGGAAGAGUGCUUUUCUAAUAACAGUUGAUCCUCUAUCAUCAAGUGAGCUGAAGCAAAUUUUAGAUAGCCAGUUCCCUCAAUUCAAAACGAUAGCUGAUCGGAUGAUCAGCGUUUUUUUAUUAUUUGUUCCAAAGACUCUGGAUGGUGAUGGUGGACAGAUUUCUGUGCCCAGAAGUGGAAGGCUUAUAUCUACUAGGGAUUUUUUCAAAUGGUGUUCUAGGGCUGUUAUUGAUUUUGAUGUCCAGAGUCAGGCUAGUGCGCUAAAAGUUUUACAGGAUGCAAUUGAUGUUUUUUGCUGUUCAUUCUCAAAUACAAAUGAGGCAUUGGAAUUAGCAAAGCAGAUCAGCACUAAUUUGGGUAUAGUCAAUCAAAAAGCAGAGUAUUUUUUCAAGACAUACAAGCCUGCAAUGCAUUUAACCACGGAUAGUUUAGUGGCAGGUCGAGUGAUGUUGAAAAAAGAAAACAAUGAGUAUACCAGACAGACAAAAUACUCAUUCACAAGGCCAUCUGCUGUUCUACUAGAGAGGAUCAUGUGUUGUGUCAGUCUCAGGGAGCCUGUUUUAUUGGUGGGCGAGACCGGUACAGGAAAAACAUCGUGCGUGCAGUUUUUGGCACACACACUUGGAAAAAGGUUGAUUGUGAUAAACAUGAACCAACAGUCUGACUCAGCUGAUUUGCUGGGAGGGUUCAAACCGGUUGAUUUGAAAUAUGUCAUUGCGCCAGUGCGUAGGGAAUUCGAAGCUGUUUUUUCAGACUAUUUCAAGGUUGAACCUAACAGAAAGUAUUUAGCAAACAUUGCACUUUGUUUUAACAGCCAAAGAUGGGGCGAUCUUCUGAAGUUAAUAAACAAAAGCUAUGAAGCAGCUUUAAGUCGCUUAACUAAAUCCAUCCAAGACUUUGAAGCAAAUAAAGUUCAAGAUCACGAAAAGCGCAAACAGUAUGAAAAAAAUAAAACGUUCCUAGAAAGAUGGCAAUGUUUAGGUGAAAAACUGCACAAGUUGGGGGUACAGUUGAAACAGAAAAGCGCCUUAGCAUUUGCGUUUAUAGAAGGCAGCUUAGUCAAAGCUGUUGAGAAUGGGUACUGGGUGUUACUGGAUGAAAUUAAUUUGGCAAAUGCAGAAACGCUGGAAUGUUUGUCAGGAUUGUUGGAGGGCUCUGAAGGAUCGCUAUGCUUACUCGAAAGAGGUGACAAGAAACCUGUUAAAAGACAUCCAGACUUCACCUUGUUUGCUUGCAUGAACCCCUCAACAGACGUAGGGAAGAAGGACCUGCCGGCAGGUCUUAGAAACAGAUUCACAGAGUUCUUUGUGGAUGAAUUAAAUGAGAAAGGCGAUCUUACGCUUUUAGUUAAUAACUACUUAGAGGCGAUGUCCUUAAAACAAAAAGAGUUGAAGAAUAUUGUUGACUUUUACGUUCAAAUAAAAAAGCAAAUGGUUACGAGUCUAUCGGAUGGUUUGGGACACAAACCCCAUUUUUCUUUGAGAUCAUUGUGCAGAGCUUUGAUGAUAGCAUCGAAGAAUCCAUGUGGAAUGUUCAAGAGAAGUCUGUAUGAAGCGUUUUGUCUCAGUUUCCUUACUCAGUUGGACAACGAAUCAUACCAAGCGGUCGAGAAGCUGAUAUCUAGCUACUUAAUAGGAGAUGAAAAAGCAGUGAAGGCUGUGCUGAAGCAGCCUAUUCCAGGCCCUAAAGCCUCCAAAAAUGAGGAAUACAUACAAUUUGAGGGUUAUUGGAUCAAAAAAGGUUCUCCAGACGUAAAUCCACCUGAUAACUAUAUACUGACUGAAUCAGUGAGAAAAAAUUUAAAGGAUCUCGUAAGAGUUGUGUCUAUUGGAAAGCUUCCAGUACUAUUGCAGGGUGAUACCUCGGUUGGAAAAACGAGUCUUAUAAUGUAUUUAGCGAAAGCUAGUGGCAAUAAAUGUGUGAGAAUCAACAACCAUGAACAUACAGAUCUUCAAGAAUAUAUUGGUUCUUAUGUGGUAGAUGCAGAUGGUAGAUUGGUUUUUAGAGAAGGAGUUUUAGUUGAAGCUAUGCGAAAAGGUUACUGGAUAAUCCUGGACGAACUCAAUCUGGCUCCAACUGACGUCCUGGAAGCCUUGAACCGAGUCCUUGAUGACAAUAGAGAGCUGUUUAUACCGGAAACGCAACAAACAGUGCGAGCUGAUCCCAACUUUAUGUUAUUCGCUACGCAGAAUCCACCAGGUGCUUAUGGUGGUAGGAAAAUGCUUUCCAGGGCUUUCAGGAACAGAUUCGUGGAGUUGCAUUUCAAUGAGAUCCCUCCCAGGGAAUUGGAGGUGAUUCUGCAUCAAAGGUGUCAAAUGUCACCAAGCUAUGCUAAGAAGAUGAUAGCUGUCAUGACAGAUCUGCAGACUAGGAGAAGGGGAUCUGCAGCUUUUGCAGGCAAACAAGGCUUCAUAACCUUGAGAGACCUAUUCAGAUGGGGCGAACGUUACAGACUAGCCCAAAAUACUGACAAACUUUAUGAUUGGGAUCAGCAUUUGGCCGAUGAAGGGUAUUUGGUGCUUGCAGGGAGAGUUAGGAAGCCUGAAGAGAAACUGGAAAUCAUCGAUGUACUGAAAAAGCAUCUUAAGAGAGAAGUGGUACCUGAACAUCUCUUUACGUUGUCUGAACGUUCGUCGACUGUAACUAAAAAAAUCCUUGAGAAGAUCCACGUCAAUCAACACCGGCAUCCAAACAUUGUUUGGACAUACAACAUGCGUCAAUUGGCAGUGUUAGUCGGUAAAGCACUCCAAUUUAAAGAGCCUGUUUUAUUGGUAGGUGAAACAGGUGGCGGGAAGACCACAGUCUGCCAGUUGAUAGCUGAUUAUAAUGGACAAGAGUUGGUAACUGUCAACUGUCACAUGCAUACAGAAAGUGGCGAUUUCAUUGGAGGUUUGAGACCUGUUCGGGACCAUUCGGCUGAAGAUGCUACGAAAUUGUUUGAAUGGUCAGACGGUCCUUUGGUCAAAGCAAUGCUUCAAGGAAACCUAUUUCUAGCAGAUGAAAUAUCAUUAGCGGAUGACAGUGUUCUAGAACGCCUGAACUCUUUGCUAGAGCCUGAAAGGACACUUUUGGUAGCAGAAAAAUCCGUUGAUCUGUACAACACUGAAUCGUCUGAAACGGUAGUUGCCCAUGAGAAUUUCCAUUUUAUCGGUACGAUGAACCCAGGAGGAGAUUUCGGCAAAAAAGAACUGUCGCCUGCUCUUAGGAAUAGGUUCACAGAGAUCUGGUGUGAACCAUGCAGUAGAACAGAAGAUCUAAUAGCUGUAGCUGAGAAGAAUCUUAAGCAAGGCUUGGAUUUGGGGAACCAAGAAGAUGGUUCUACGGGAAUCGGAAAGAGGAUUGUAGAAUUUGUGGAGUGGUUUAGAAAAAAUGAAGUUGGAAAAAGAUUUACAGUUAGCAUUAGAGAUAUUUUGACCUGGGUAAAUUUCAUCAAUCAGUGCGCCAAUAAAAUAGAUGUCACUGAAGCUUACGUUCAUGGUGCUAGCCUGACAUUCUUGGAUAGUUUGGGCUCAGGCGUAACUAGUACUGAAAGCUCAAAGGACUUGGAAGCUUUUAGAUCCAGCUGUAUAAGUUUUCUUCUAGACCAAGUUCGACAUAUUUCCCCAACCGUAACACACCAAAUGGACAAAAUAAAGGUCGAGAAGACAAUAGAUUCAUUUGGAAUCAAACCAUUUUUCAUUAAGUCGUUAUCAUCAAAAGACGACGAUGUCGAUUUUGUGUUCAACGCAUCUACAACGGUUUAUAAUACAAUGAGGUUAUUGAGGGGGAUGCAGUUGAAUAAAGCUAUUUUGUUGGAAGGCAGUCCAGGUGUGGGAAAGACCAGUUUAGUGGCUGCGUUGGCAAAAUGUACCGGACAUGAGCUGUUUAGGGUGAAUCUUUCUGAUCAAACAGAUAUUUCUGAUCUGUUUGGUGCUGACCUGCCAGUGGAAGGAGGUAGUGGAGGUCAGUUCUCUUGGAGAGAUGGCCCUCUGCUUCAGGCUUUGAAGAACGGUAGCUGGAUUCUGCUCGAUGAAUUGAACCUGGCAUCUCAGUCAGUAUUGGAAGGCUUAAAUGCUUGCUUGGAUCAUAGAGGGGAAAUCUAUAUACCCGAGUUGGACAAAACGUUUCACAUAAAACCAGGUACAAAAUUCUUCGGCUGCCAAAAUCCAUUGAAGCAAGGCGGUUCUCGUCGAGGUCUACCAAGGUCUUUCCUGAACCGAUUUAUCCAGGUGUACGUCACACCACUGACAAAGGCAGAUUUGGAAUGCAUUCUUGAGGAUAAAUUCACAUCGAUACCCUCAGAAAUUCGUCCCAAAAUGAUCGAUUUCAAUACAAGAAUUGCUUCUGCUUUGGAUGGUCAUGAGUUUGGACAUCAGGGAUCUCCUUGGGAGUGCAACCUCCGUGACAUCUACCGAUGGUGUGAAGUGACAUCCUACCACUAUCAAACAACCGACACCCUUUCUCCAGAAAGUACUAUGCUUCUGAUCUACGGCGACCGAAUGCGUUGUCAAACGGACAAAGACCGAGUCGCGGACAUUUUCGAAUCGUGUUUCGGAAGGCGACCGCGCGGUUUCGCGAUAGUACCGUACGUGACAAAUGACAGAGUGCAUUUAGGUGACGUCAGUGUCGCGCGCGGUAAAGGGGGCGUGAACGAACACGUGUUGCGACAGGACAAGAGUUGCUUGGUGUUGAGGGGUCAGCUGGGUGUGCUGAGGAGUUUGGCGUAUUGUGUUAAUAUGGGCUGGAUGGCUAUACUGACCGGCAGCUCCGGCAGCGGGAAAAGCACGGCGGUGAAAACUUUGGCUAAUCUCAGCGGGAAACCUCUCAGAACUUUGCCGGUUUCCUCUGCGAUGGAUACGGCAGACCUGCUAGGCGGAUUUGAACAGGUGAGUGCAUCCACAAUUUCAUGAAUU